GCCUUUGAAGUUAUUCAUGCACUUUUUUGUAUUGUGUUUGUCAGCCAUAACCAUCGCAACAUAUACGGUGACAUCUGGUCAUAUUUAAGUUAAAAAUAUUUCAUAACUUCAGCGAAAACGAGCAGAAGUAUAAAAAUAAGAUAGCGCUCGAAGUUAAAAGAAAUAGCAAAAGAAGAGGAGGAUAACGAAUACCAAUUGCCGCUUCGAGCCUCGAAUGUCAGUUGAAUUUCGAAUCGGCAGCGAGUCACCAUCACGGCAACAACAAUUGGCUCAACACUAACAAAAAGCAGGAACAACCACAGUAAGCAGCCGAAAAAGAAGCAUAAAAGAACGGAUAAACACUUGGGAACGAGCAACAAUUCAGCGAGUGAAUAAUUCCGCCGGAUCACCGCGCGUCGCGCAGCUGUUUAUAUCGACUACGUUGCUGUUGUCGUUGCUUACAAAGCCAUAUACAACCGCUGCCAAAGCAGCACAGUCGAGCUUAGUGAGUGAGUAAUCGUCGCAACGGCAAAAAAUCUUUAGUGAAACCCCCACGCUGAGGUGUUGAAACGAAUUAAUUCCAAUAGAAACAACAGUUAAAAGUAGGUAAAUCAAAGAAUAUUUUAGUAGUAAGUUUCAUAAACAAGAAAUAAAAUAUCGGAAAACGAAUUGAAGUGGUGGACGGAAAAUUCGUCAAGUAUCAGUAAGUGCCCUUCCGUUUGCAGUCAGCCAACGCAUAAGAAAAGCCAUAAAAAAUAAGCAGUAAAAAAACACUCGUCUACAUUGAAAAGUGAACACCACAGCCCUAAACGGGGAAAAGCAAAAGCAAAUCAUUAAGCGUAUUGAAGCUGCACAGCCGCAGAAGUGGAUAAUUUUAAACUCCCACAAUGGAAUACAUCUCAGUUGGUCAAAGCGUCAAAAUUAAGCGCACAGAUGGCCGUGUGCACGCCGCAGUAGUGUCGAAAAUUAACGAGUCGGGUAAAUCGAUCACGGUAGAAUGGUACGAACGUGGCGAAACAAAAGGCAAGGAAGUUGAAUUAGACGCUAUACUUGCGUUGAAUCCGGAAAUUUUACAAGACCCCGAACCGGAACAAAAUGCCGCACCCGAACCAAAAAAGCAAGCGACAGCUCCCAUAAACCUGGCACGCAAUGCUACUCAAGGCGCUAUCGGUCAUCGCACCAAUCGUACGACCAUCAACGCCACAAAUCUUCUCUCUUCGUCUGCGGUCUCGGAACACUCGGAGAACAUACCACCGCCACCGACAACAGGUAUAGUGCGCUCGCGCACCACCAACAACGCGACACGGCUCGCCUCUGCUGCUGGCAGCGGUAGUGGUGGUGGCAGUGGCAUUGCCAUGAGUACUAGUGCCGGUAAUUCAUCUUCAAUAGCGUCCAGCUCAGUGGCAGGCAACGUGGGCGCACGUCGCUCCUAUGUUGUUAAAGAAGUCGAAAGGCUAAAGGAGAAUCGGGAGAAACGACGUGCACGGCAAGCUGAAAUUAAGGAGGAAAAAAAUGCGCUUAUGAAUCAGGACCCCGGAAAUCCCAAUUGGGAAACAGCGCAAAUGAUACGGGAAUAUCAGAGUACUUUGGAAUUUAAUCCUCUUGUUGAUGGGCAAGUGUACGAGGAUCAUCAAAUUACAGUUUGUGUACGCAAGCGACCACUUAGCCGCAAAGAGAUUACGCGCAAAGAGAUCGAUGUGAUUUCGGUGCCGCGUAAGGAUACACUCAUCGUUCAUGAACCACGCAACAAGGUCGAUCUAACGAAAUUCCUCGAAAAUCAUAAAUUCCGUUUUGAUUACGCAUUCGAUGAUCAUUGCGACAAUGCCAUGGUCUACAAGUACACUGCUAAGCCUUUAGUGCAGACAAUUUUCGAUGGCGGUAUGGCGACAUGUUUCGCAUACGGCCAAACGGGCUCGGGCAAAACACACACAAUGGGCGGUGAAUUUAACGGCAAGGUUCAGGACUGUAAGAAUGGCAUUUAUGCAAUGGCCGCACGCGACGUUUUCACUUAUUUGAAAAGUGCGCGAUAUCGUACGCUCAAUUUGGUUGUGUCCGCCAGCUUCUUUGAGAUCUACAGUGGAAAGGUCUUUGACUUACUCUCAGAAAAGCAAAAAUUGCGCGUACUCGAAGAUGGUAAGCAACAAGUCCAGGUGGUUGGCUUGACUGAAAAGGUCGUGGAUAGCGUCGAAGAAGUGCUCAAACUCAUUCAACAUGGCAAUACGGCGCGUACCUCUGGGCAAACGUCGGCCAACUCCAAUUCAUCGCGUUCGCAUGCAGUUUUCCAAAUAGUGUUGCGUCCGCCUGGUUCCACAAAAAUCCAUGGCAAAUUUUCAUUUAUCGAUUUGGCUGGUAAUGAACGAGGUGCUGACACAUCUUCUGCUAAUAGACAGACACGUAUGGAAGGAGCUGAAAUUAAUAAAUCGUUGCUCGCGCUUAAAGAAUGUAUACGAGCAUUGGGCAAACAAUCGGCUCACUUGCCAUUCCGCGUAUCGAAACUGACACAAGUAUUGCGUGACUCAUUUAUUGGUGAGAAGAGUAAGACGUGCAUGAUUGCAAUGAUAUCGCCAGGAUUGAGUUCGUGCGAACAUACGCUCAAUACGCUACGGUAUGCGGAUCGUGUGAAGGAGCUUGUCGUUAAGGAUAUGCCGGAUAUGAUGCGCGAAGGUGAUGGAGAGCAUGUUAUUAUGGAGGAGGACGAAGAUCAAAUGGUCGUACAGAAUAAUCGAUCGCAUAAUCACAAUGUUAAUAAUAACAAUAAUAACAACAAGAAUAAUGGACAGAUGUCGGAGAACGAUUUGGCGUUGUUGCGGUCACUAAGUGAACAUGACAUGUCAGAUGAAUUGCUCGUGCAACACGCAGCCAUUUCCGAUUUGCAACAAACCGAAGAAAUGGUAGUGGAUCAGCAUCGAUUAGUCAAUGAUUUUCUGUCACAGUUUUUGCCGGAAUCCUUGCGGUUGUAUGAUCUAACCAAUUACGUUGAUUACGAUCAGGAUGCGUACUGUAAGCAAGGGGAAGCACUUUUCACACAACUCGCUGAACUGGCAACCAGUUGUAGAGACUUGAUGGCCGAUUUUCGCGCUAAAAUGGCCAAAGAGGAAAUGUUGUCGUGCACUGUUAAACCGACUGGCGGGAAACGCUAAGCGGUGGGUAAAUGUGUAGAGAAACAUGCACCGUUUACGUAAAAAACAGAAUUCACGUAUAUAUUAAUAUAAUAGAAGACCUUUGAAAUCCAGAGAAGCGAUGCAAUAACAGCAUGACAGUGUUUAAUGAUAGCAGCAAAAAUGAAGAAAAGAUUAUAAUGUUUAACAAAAACAACAAAAAUAUGUAGACGCAACAACAGUAGCAAUUAAAUGAUUAUACUUAUAGAGAUAAAAAAUACUCCUUAAAAAUAACGCACCCACAUCACCGACACAGCAAACAAAAAAUUAACACCCUAUACCAGAAAAUCCUAACAAAAGUGAUAGGCGUUUCAAAGAUUUAUGGUGUUUGCAUACAAACAUUCGUAUCCACAUUCAUAUUGGCACCUCUACCUGCCCACCACCAGCUGUUGCUUGCCUCAGCCAUGGCAUUUUGGUGCACACGGACAUGUUUACAUGCAAGUUUUAGGUAGCUGUAGUGGAGCAAGCAUAAUUUUUUUUAAAUUUUCUUAAAAAUGUGUGUGAUUCGAAUAUGUGGUCCAUGUCUGUCAAGCUCAUGCAGACUUGUUCACUGCACUGAAUGCAUUAGUUUAAACUUAAAAACAACCAUAAAAAAAUACAAAUUUUCACAUAACAUACUUCGCACACUGUUUUCUCUUAGCUGUCGGUCACAAGUCAAAGCUAGUGCACAUCAAUUGCCCGCAUCUGGAUGCUGGUUUUCAUAACAAUUUCUGCCAUCUUCAACGCACUUUUUUCUUUCAUCUAAAUAACGCGCAUGCCCACUUCUUUCACGGCAUAUCCAUUCUAAACUCAUUCAUACCGCAUACAAAACUGUAAUGCCAUUAUAUAAUUUUCGCGCAGGUUAGCUGAUCUAUGCGCGCGCAAUUCACGAUAUGGGUUGAAGUUGGAGGCAUAUUCAUUUAAAAAUAAUUUUUCUCCUUUAACAUUUCUUAAGAUAUUUAUUAUUUUGAAUUUAAACCUUUUUAUACAUGUGAAAAAAAGCAAAAACAUAACAUAAAAACAUGAAAUUUAUGGAAAUCCAAGUAUUAUGAGUUACUUUUAGCAGUCAUCGUUUUUGUAGGACAAUUGGCGUAUGAACACUUGCAUCAAAAGACAGUAAAAAAUGUAUCAAAGAAAAUGCCAAACCCGUUAAGUUCGCAAAAAGCCACAUAUGAAGCGAUAAGAAAACAUCUGCAUAUGUGCAUACAUACCAUGGUAAAACAGAGGGCAGCGCUGCCGCUUUUCUGUCAAAUGUAACUCACUGCAUUAACCUAUACAUAAAUAUAUACAGAGGGUAUAUACGGAUGUGCGUAAAAAUCGUAGGGUCUACACCUUUGGCACAUUUUGUUGCAACUCUUUAUUUUUCUACCUUUUUGCUGCACAUGUAAGCAUUUUGUACAACGAUCCACGCGCAUAUCGUCUGCUUUAUCACCCCUCAUACAAAUUUUUCCUUCACUUUCACUGUUUUGAAAAUUAAAUACUUUGUUGCAAGACAGAAAAUUUCGUUUUGUUACACGGUGCGCUAAGCUUACCGAUUUUUAUACGCACAUUUUUUAUGCUUUAAUCUUGUUCGCCGUAUUCCUUAACUCCGACUUCCAGUUGAUUAGACGGUCAAAAGAAAU
Anastrepha ludens (Mexican fruit fly) is the source of this 4738-nucleotide messenger RNA. RefSeq names its product kinesin-like protein Klp10A (gene Klp10A). The transcript has 5 exons. NCBI's taxonomy places the organism in Eukaryota, Metazoa, Arthropoda, Insecta, Diptera, Tephritidae. Gene Ontology annotation, molecular function: ATP binding; microtubule binding; microtubule motor activity. Bases 867 to 3119 code for a protein of 750 amino acids. The record is from RefSeq and is a predicted model, not a curated record. Gene Ontology annotation, biological process: microtubule-based movement.